Molecule: messenger RNA, 246 nt
Organism: Penicillium malachiteum
Lineage: Eukaryota; Fungi; Ascomycota; Eurotiomycetes; Eurotiales; Aspergillaceae
Exons: 2
Coding region: 1-246 (81 amino acids)
Source: RefSeq, a predicted model, not a curated record
AUGGGCAUGGGGUGGUCUCGAUUGUUCAAAGCAACAAGAAAGACCGCUAAGAGGAAUCGAGCCCAAGCGGGCCGAUACCCUCAAAGCCGCUCAAGAACCUCUGACCGGAGUGACCUGGGCUGGAAAAAUGACAACCAGCUGAUACCUCUUGAGAAGGAGGACCUGGACAAGGAAGGCGUCGAAAGCAUCGCUAGGUUGUCUCAGUCCAUUUGUAGCCGUGUGAAAGGCAAGAAACGGCACGGGUGA